This is a messenger RNA of Photinus pyralis (common eastern firefly), 805 nucleotides long. RefSeq names its product putative nuclease HARBI1. Lineage: Eukaryota; Metazoa; Arthropoda; Insecta; Coleoptera; Lampyridae. The transcript is spliced from 3 exons. Bases 1 to 711 code for a protein of 236 amino acids. The record is from RefSeq and is a predicted model, not a curated record.
AUGACCACCAACAUUUGUGUGCAGGAGCUGUGGGGUACCCUUUCCAAAUGUAUAAAUGGUGCCAUUGACGGCACUCAUGUGUCUAUUACUGCUCCUAAGGAACAUCCCGAAGCGUAUGUCAAUAGAAAAGGAGUGCAUUCAAUGCAGUUACAGGUUGUGUGUGAUCACACGGGAAAAUUUAUACACUGCUAUACAGGACAUCUUGGAUCAGUCCAUGUAGUUCACUUCAUGAGAUCCGAAGUGUUUCAAUUUUUGAAUGAUCCGGAAAAGUUUCCCAACAACUACCAUUUGUUAGGUGACGCAGCUUAUACCUUACAUAAACAUUUGAUGGUUCCAUACAAGGACAAUAGCCACCUAACGAUUCGUCAAAUAAAUUAUAAUAAAUCGCACUCAUCAACAAGAAUGGCAAUUGAAAAGGCUAUUGGAUUGUUAAAAGGUCGACUGAGAAGAUUGUUAGAUAACUUACCAAUGACUAGGACCGAUCUUAUACCGAAAUACAUUAUUGCCUGCUGCGUAAUACACAAUAUUUGCCUCUGCCUGUUAAGGCACGAUCAUUUCCAGCCAUUGGCAAUUGCUAUCAACGCAGAACCACUUCCUCAUAUAAAUGAAGCUAUACACGUAGAUAUACUCGUAGACAGGAACCUUCGAGAUAUAGCACGAAGAAAGCGAGACCUAAUUGCCGAGGAACUUCCUAUUCAAGAAAAUGUAUAAUAUACUUUUUAGAUAUAUAUUUUUCACUUCACUUUUGGGAUCGGAGGCUGAAGAACUUGAACCCGUUGACAAAGGCUCUACCCAUGGCUUACUU